AAGGCGGAGACAACAACAGCUACAGAGCCGAGCAGAAGGGGAGCGGAAGUGGUCCUGAGGGGAGCCCAAGGGAGGGAGCUGCGCGGUUGUGGUCGCCGCCAUCGCCAUGGGGGCCGUGCUGGGCGUCUGUUCCCUGGCCAGCUGGAUUCCCUGCCUGUGCGGCGGUGCAUCAUGUUUGCUGUGUCGCUGUUGUCCCAACAGCAAGAAUUCUCUGGUGACUCGGCUUAUUUAUGCCUUCCUUCUCCUCCUCAGUACUCUUGUUGCUUGCAUCAUGCUGGCACCAGGAAUGGAGAAGCAGCUGAAAAAGGUGCCUGGGUUUUGUGAUGGCAUUGUUGACUGUGAAGCUUUGGUUGGAUAUAGAGCAGUCUACCGAAUCAGUUUUGCCAUGGCCGUAUUCUUCUUCCUCUUUGCCCUUCUUAUGAUACAAGUGAAAUCAAGUAAAGAUCCAAGGGCUGCUGUACAUAAUGGAUUUUGGUUCUUCAAGAUAGCUGCAAUUGUUGGCAUCAUGGUUGGAGCAUUUUACAUUCCGGAAGGGCCUUUCACAAGAGCAUUAUUUGUAAUUGGCACCUGUGGUGCCUUCCUCUUCAUUCUCAUCCAACUGAUUCUGCUUGUUGAUUUUGCUCAUUCCUGGAAUGAAUCUUGGGUUGAACGAAUGGAAGAGGGAAACCCCAGGUGCUGGUAUGCAGCUCUGCUGUCCUGCACAUGCUUGAACUAUAUCCUGUCACUCAUUGCCAUUGUGCUCUUCUAUGUCUUCUACACAAAACCUGAGGGUUGUAUUGAGAACAAGUUUUUCAUCAGCUUUAAUAUGAUUUUGUGCAUUGCUGUAUCUAUCACAUCAAUCCUUCCUAAAGUCCAGGAAAAUCAGCCUCAUUCUGGCCUUCUCCAGUCUUCUGUCAUUACUCUCUACACCAUGUACCUCACUUGGUCUGCCAUGUCCAAUGAGCCUGACCGCCACUGUAAUCCAAGUCUUCUGAAUAUCAUCAGCCAAAUAGCUGCACCUACUGCUCUCCCAGUGAAUACCACUGCUGUACCUGUCAUUCCCACUUCUGCACCACUGAAAUCCCCACAGUGGUGGGACGCACAAAGCAUUGUUGGGCUGAUUAUCUUCGUACUUUGUCUUCUGUAUUCCAGCAUCCGCUCUUCUAGCAACAGCCAAGUAAACAAGUUGACCCUGUCUGUAAGUGACAGCGUCAUUCUGGAUGACACUCCUGGUGCGGCUGGAGGUGAUGUAGAAGAUGGUGAAGUCCAGAGGGUCUUGGACAAUGAAAAGGAAGCUGUCCAGUAUAGCUAUAGUGUCUUCCACACCAUGCUGUUUCUUGCCUCCCUGUAUAUCAUGAUGACACUUACCAACUGGUACAGCCCUGAUGCUGAAACCAAAACUCUGACAAGUAAGUGGCCAGCUGUCUGGGUGAAGAUCUCCUCAAGCUGGGUCUGUCUCCUCCUUUACCUCUGGAGCUUAGUGGCACCUCUCGUCCUAACCAACCGGGACUUCAGUUAAAUGAUAAUUUCUCUGAAAGCAUAGAAACAUGACGUUUCACUCUGCUGAAAGCCAAAUGUUCUGUAUUGCUUCUUGGAGCCAAGACUCCAGUCGUCUCUCCUGCAACAUACAGAUGAACAGAAAGCUGCUCGCAUAUUUCAUGCUUAAUGCAAGAUCUAAAAUGUGUACAUCUUGAUAUGUUUAAAUCAAAGCUAGCCUUUACAAUUAAUCUAUUACAGCUUUGCUGUUUAAAGUUUUGUAAAUGCCUAUAUUGUAAACACCACACAUAUAUUAUUAUUAUUAUUAUGCAAAGUAAUAUAUUUUAAAAGUUCUAAUGCUUCAGCAUAUGGAUAUGAAAGACAUACUGCAAGUGUACAUUCCACUCCAGGAAAUGUGUCUAAGAGUGCUCUUUUUAAUGGGUAAAAUUUGCUUUUCUCAAUAGAGAACAGUGUGUUCGAUGUUGUGAGUUAGAAUUAGCAAUUUUAGAUCACUGUAGGAAACAAACUGUCCUAUUUGUCAGUUGAUUUCAUUAUAUUCAGUAUGCUUUAAACAAAUUAUUGAAAUGAAGUUUCUUGAAGUGCUGUUUUCUAAUACGACCAAUGCUUGUAAAAGACAGUGACCAUUUGUCCAUCUUGACAUUUAAUAUUUGCACUAUAAAUAUGUUUGAUUAAA
Messenger RNA from Anolis sagrei ordinatus, 2149 nucleotides. It is a transcript of the gene SERINC3, whose product is annotated as serine incorporator 3. Lineage: Eukaryota; Metazoa; Chordata; Lepidosauria; Squamata; Anolidae. The record is from RefSeq and is a predicted model, not a curated record. Gene Ontology annotation, cellular component: membrane.